GUACCCUUUCUGUUAGGCAACACAUUCCACAUCCCACGUUAAGUUAAAGAUGUUGUUGAAGCUGUUUGGAGCACCUACAUUUCUUGUUCUACUGUGCAUGAAAAAAAAAGCUUUGAACACGGCACAUCGACCCACUGCGGUCGGGUGGACAGUGCGGUGGACACUGCGUUCUUGUGUUUUUUGUUUGUUUUGAGUCUAACGAUGGAGAGAGAGCAAUGGACGCACAAGCGCGAGUAUAUUCUGGCUAUGGCCGGGAACAUAGUCGGUCUGGGCAACGUCUGGAGAUUCCCCUAUCUGUGCUACAAGAACGGUGGAGGUGUGUUCUUGCUGCCUUACUGUGUGUUAGCUCUUCUGUCUGGUGUUCCCCUUUUCUUGAUGGAGAACGCGCUGGGCCAGUUCACCCAGGAGGGAACCAUCACCUGCUGGAAGAAGCUAUGUCCGCUGCUAGAGGGUAUUGGCUAUGCCCUUAUGGUGAUCCGGACAUAUUCAACAAUAUAUCUGGUUAUACUGGCCUAUUCGCUCUUCUACCUGCUCUCCUCCUUUGCCUCCGUGCUGCCGUGGACCACUUGCAGGCAACGACUGGAACACAGAUGGUUGUGUGGAGCUGACUACUCCGAACAUGACCAGCCAACACUACGCUGAAUUCGGUGUCAACUCGACAUCUAAGGCGCCGAACAAUUCUGCAGUGAUGGAGUUCUGGGAGAGGCGUGUGCUCUCCAUGUCCGGGGGGAUCGAGGAGCUGGGGUCCGUCCAAUGGGAGCUGUGCGCCUGUCUCCUGGCCUGCUGGUUGGCCU
This is a messenger RNA of Gadus chalcogrammus (walleye pollock), 794 nucleotides long. Its product is annotated as sodium- and chloride-dependent betaine transporter-like. Gene Ontology annotation, biological process: sodium ion transmembrane transport. NCBI's taxonomy places the organism in Eukaryota, Metazoa, Chordata, Actinopteri, Gadiformes, Gadidae. The transcript has 5 exons. Bases 202 to 642 code for a protein of 146 amino acids. The record is from RefSeq and is a predicted model, not a curated record. Gene Ontology annotation, cellular component: membrane.